AUGUACAAGGAAGAUUUCAGGAACAUGAUGGAAGAGAACAGAAACAGCAGUGACUCCUCCUCUGCCUUCACUCACACUAACACCAUGAGUGCCAUACUGAUUACUGCCUACUCUGUUGCCUUCGCUGGAGGUGGGAUUGGGUCCAUCACCAUGUCCUUUGUGCUGGUCAAGAUGAACACUCUGUCUGUGACCACUACAGCCAUCAUUAACCUGGUGGUUGUGCAUGUACUCCUCCUCAUCACGGUGCCCUUCCGCCUGCACUACUACGUCAAGAAGAAGUGGGUAUUCCAGAUGCCAUUUUGCAAGCUGGUGAGCGCGAUGGUGCACAUCCACAUGUACCUGACCUUUCUGUUCUAUGUGAUCACGCUGGUGAUCCGAUGGCUCAUCUUCUUUCAGUGGAAGGACAAGGUGGAGUUUUACAGGAAGUUGCAUGCCAUUGCAGCAAGCGCUGCUGUGUGGGUUUUCGUCAUGGUCUUUGUGGUGCCAGUCUUGUACUUUGAGUAUGGACGCUCAGGCUCAUACAAUGACACGACAUGCUUUAAGUUUCACAAGGAACUAGAGCAGGAGAGUGUGAAAGCCCUAAACUACACCAUAAUUGUAGCUGUCACUUGCCUUACUUGUGCCCUCUUGGGCCUGCAGAUUUUCAUCUUGGCAAAAGUGGCAAGAAAACUUUCUGCCUCCCUCUGGUCACACCAAGAGUUCUGGGCCCAGGUGAAAAACUUAAUUUUCAUUUGUGUCAUCAUAAUUUGCUUCCUUCCCUACCACUUCUUUAGGGCCUACUACAUACAGCAUGUGGGUGAGUUAAGCCACUUAGAAAGCUACAAUGAAGUUUUUUUGAGUCUGACUGCCCUCAGCUGUCUGGACCUGCUGUCGUUUGUGCUGAGUGGAAGCCGCCUCAUCAAGCAGCAGGUGGGCACGAUUCGCAGCAGGUUGUCCUGCUGCUAG
Molecule: messenger RNA, 945 nt
Organism: Apaloderma vittatum (bar-tailed trogon)
Lineage: Eukaryota; Metazoa; Chordata; Aves; Trogoniformes; Trogonidae
Product: probable G-protein coupled receptor 141
Exons: 1
Coding region: 1-945 (314 amino acids)
Biological process (GO): G protein-coupled receptor signaling pathway
Cellular component (GO): membrane
Molecular function (GO): G protein-coupled receptor activity; oxysterol binding
Source: RefSeq, a predicted model, not a curated record